UAACUCCCACAUCCACAGUGAAACAUCUGGAGAGCUUAUUGGAAGAACUGGGCUUGAAGCAGUACUACAGAGAGAAGCUAUCGCUCAGCAGAAUACUUGAGAUUGGCAUUAGGACCACCACUGAUGAACCUGCCAAGUGUAAAUCUGACCUUCCAUGGUAUUUUCUAAAGAAACUAAUGAUGUUUAAUGUCACUGCUAGGAAUGUGAAAUGUACAUCAGAGUGUGAUUCAACCAGUGAUGAUACAUCAGGAACUAAAAAGUUAAAUCUUAAAAAUAUGGUCAGCAGUCCAAACACAGAUAACAUGGUGAACCCACUCGACAUAAUCACUGCUCUCUUUCUGUGUUCUGAUGGUUUUCUACAGCAGGAAAUGGCACUAAAAAUGUCCAUGUGUCAGUUCUCUGUCCCUCUGCUGCUUCCCAAUUGUGACACAGAACAGUGCACACUCAUGCUGUGGGCCAUGAGAGACAUUGUUAAAAAGUACAGACCUCAGUCUCUUUCACAGUCAAAAGGCUUCAUUGAAGAAAGGAUUGUUCUCUCUGAACUUCCAAUGGUCUCUUUUGUCAGACUGGGUGAGUGCUCCUUGUCCAAGUCAGAGAUUCUCAAUAAACUUCUGCGCAAUUCUCAGCAGUACCACGACACCUUUGUUCACCACAACAUGGAGUGUGGUGACAGUCCAAGAAUAAUUUCUAAUGGACUGACUGAAAUUACUUGGUAUCUUCCUGGUGGAAACACAAACAUUGAUAUUUUCAGUCAGCCAGUGGCUGUAGCUAACCUUCGUGGGGACAUUGCUUCAUUUGAAACACAAUACUCCUUUUUGUGUCAGACAUCUGCAGCAGUUUUUGUUUUCUUUGACCAUUUGGAUUCUGAGUCUGAGUCUGUGAUCAAUCUGUUUAAAAGCCAAAACCACAAAGCAAAGAUCUUCUUGGUUGGUAACUGUGAGAGCAAGCGCUUCAAUUUAGAUGCUUUGGAAAAAGUAGCAAACAAGUUGGGCUUUACAAAACACAACAUCAUUUUUAAGACAAAUAAGAAAAAUGAUGCAGACUUUGUAAAAGAUUUGAGGAAAAAAGUCAGAAAUGUGGUUGAGAAAUCAGAGCUGAAGAUGAAAAUAGAGAAGAUGGUGGAUGUUAAAGAUGAACUGGGAAUUCUGGUUGAUGAAGACAUUCCAGAGUGCCAGACUGCAAAGAAAAAUGCUGAAGCCAUCACUUCAGAAAUUCAAGACAUCCAUAAAUACAAAGAAGAUCAGCUUCCCCGGCAAGGCCAAAUAUUGAAAGACCUUGCCUGCUUAGAGAAGGAAGAGUUUCGACUUCGAAAUUAUGGAUCUAACAAUAUAGAAGAUUACAAAAGUAAUCUUCAGAAACAUAAAGAGGAACUGCGGAAAAAGCAAAACUCUUAUGAGAUGUCGACAGCUAUGACAAACUUCAUCACUGGGAUAUCAAGCCCAGGAACAGAGAGGUUUUAUUUCCUGAAAUGGAUACGAAUGAACCUCGAUAAUGUGUCUCGUAUAAAACUGUCUGAACUCAGGGAGAAAUAUAAAGAAAAAUGCAAGAACUCUGAGAACAAAGAGGAGAUCAAAGAAAUUGACAGACAAAUUUCCAACAGCUCACUGGGGACCGAACACUUCUUCCGUGAAAUGGGUCAGAUCUAUGAAGCUUCACUGUCUCUUCCAGAAACAGACAGAUCACAUCAACAAUUACAGCAUCUGCCCAAACUGUGUGCAGAGUUGUUCCUUGAUGGAUUUCCUCUUGAGCUUGUAGAUGGAGAUGCAUCCAACAUCCCUCUCAGAUGGGUGAGUGAUGUUCUCUCUCAGCUCAAUGACUUGGUGUCACCAAAGAAAGACUUGGAGUCUUCAGGGAAUAACUCGGGGUUAUCAAACAGCAACUCGUUGUCUCCAGACAACAACUUGGUCUCUCUUCAAAUGAACUCGGUAUCAAACAAGGACUCAGUCUGUCCAGACAAUGACAUGGCCUCAAUUCACAUUAAGUCAAUCUCAAACAACGACUCUGCGCCUCCAGAAAAUGAACAUGUUAGUGCAGACAAUGACUCGGUCUCUCUUCAUAUGAACUCAGGGUCAAAAAACGACUCAGCACCUUCAGACAACAACUUGGUCUCUCUUAACAUUAAGUCAGUGUCAAACAACGACUCUGCUUAUCCAGAAAAUAAGUCAGUGCCUCCGGCCAAUGACUCAAUAUCUCCACACAAUGACAUAGCCUUACUUGACAUGAAAUCAGUGUCAAACAAUGGUUCAGUGACUCCAAGCAAUGACUCAUUCUGUCUUGACCUUAACCCAGUCUCAAACAUCGACUCAGCUCCUCCAGAUAAGGACUCUGCACCUCCAGAGAAUGACUUGUUGCCUCGAAACAAUGACCUGGCCUCACCUGACAUUAACACAGCGUCAAAAAACAACUCAAUGCCUCCAGACUAUCACUCUGUGCCUCCAGACAAUGACCCGGUCUUUCUUAACUUUAACUCAGUGUCAAACAACGACUCUGCAUCUCCAGAAAACGACUUGUUGCCUCCAGAAAAUUACUCUGUGCCUCCAGACAAUGUCUCGGCCUCACUUGACAUUAAAUCAGUGUCAAAAAACAACUUGACACCUCCAGACAACGACUCAGUCUCUCUUUACAUUUACACAGUGUCAAAAAAUGACUCAGUGGCUCCAGAAAACAACUCUGCACCUCCAGACAAUGAUCUGGUCUCUCUUAACAUUAACUCAGUAUCAAACGACUCUGCAUCUCCAGAAAACGACUCGGUGCCUCCAGAUUAUGACUUUGUGCCUCCAGAGAAUGUCUCGGCCUCACUCGACAUUACCUCAGUGUCAAGAAACAACUUGACAUCUCCAGACAACAACUCGGUCUCUCUUUACAUGAACACAGUGUCAAAAAAUGACUCUGUGCCUCCAAAGAACGGCAUCGUAUCUGUAGACAACGACUCAAUGUCUCCUGACAAUUGCAUAGCUUCACUUGACAUGAACUCAGUGUCAAACAAUGGCUUGGUGGCUCCAGACAAUGACUCAGUCUUUCUUAACAUUAACUCAGUGUCAAACAACGACUCUGCAUCUCAAGAAAACUACUCUGUGCCUCCAGACAAUGACCCGGCCUCACUUGACAUGAACUCAGUCUCAAACAAUGACUCAGCUUCUCCAGACAAUGACCCGGUCUCUCUUAACUUUAACUCAGUCUCAAACAAUGACUCAGCUCCUCCAAACAAGGACCUGGUCUCCCUAAACAUUAACUCAGUGUCAAACAGCGACUCUGCAUCUCCAGAAAAUGACUUGUUGCCUCCAGAAAAUUACUCUGUGCCUCCAGACAAUGUCUCGGCCUCACUUGACAUUAAAUCAGUGUCAAAAAACAACUUUAUACCUCCAGACAACGACUCAGUCUCUCUUUACAUGAACACAGCGUCAAAAAAUGACUCAGUGGCUCCAGAAAACAACAUUGUGUCUCUAGACAAUGACUUAGUGUCUCCAGACAACGACUCUGCUCUUUUAGACAAUGACACGGUCUCUUUUAACAUUAACUCAAUGUCAAACAGUGACUCUGCAUCACCAGAAAACGAUUCAGUACCUCCAGAAAAUUACUUUGUUCCUCCAGACAAUGACCCGGCCUCACUUGACAUUAAAUCAGUCUCAAACAAUGACUCAGCUCCUCCAGACAACAACUCAUUCUCUCUUGACCUUAACUCAGUCUCAAACACUCCUCCAGACAACAACUCAUUCUCUCUUGACCUUAACUCAGUCUCAAACAGUGACUCAGCUCCUCCAGACAAUGACCCGGUCUCUCUUUACAUGAACACAGUAUCAAACAAUGACUCUGUGCCUCCAGGCAAUGACUCGCUUUGUCAAGACAAUGUAUCAGCACCUCCAGAAAAUGACUCUGCGCAUUCAGAAAUCAACUCGGUGCCCCCUGACAACUACUCGAUUUCUCUUGACAUUAACUCAGUGUCAUCAAACAGAAAGAUAAUGGUAGUUACAGUUCUUGGUGUUCAGAGCACAGGAAAGUCCACUCUCCUUAACACCAUGUUUGGAGUGCAGUUUGCAGUGAGCAGUGGUCGAUGUACUCGAGGUGCCUUUAUGUUGCUCAUCAAAAUCAAUGAAGACAUGAAAAACGUCCUAAACUGUGACUUCAUGCUGAUCAUUGACACUGAGGGCUUAAAGUCACCAGAACUUGCACAACUGGACAACAGCUAUGAGCACGACAAUGAGCUUGCAACACUUGUUGUGGGACUGAGUGAUGUCACCAUUGUCAACAUUGCAAUGGAGAAUUUAACUGUAAUGAAGAACAUCCGACAAAUAGUUGCGCAGGCUUUUCUCAGGAUGAAGGAGGUGGGCAAAAAGCCUAAAUGUCAGUUUGUUCACCAGAAUGUGUCGGAUGUUUCAGCCCAUCAGAAGAACUUACGAGACAGGAAACUGCUCCUGGAACACUUAAAUGAGAUGACUCAGGCAGCAGCCAAAAUGGAAAAGAAAGAGGAGAACAAGAGCUUCACUGAUGUGAUGGAGUACAGUCCAGACACUGGGAACUGGUACAUUCCUGGACUGUGGAAUGGAAACCCACCAAUGGCACCAGUUAAUGCAGGAUACAGUGAGGCUGUAUAUGAGCUCAGGAAAAACAUCAUCCAACUACUGGGAAACUGUGAGUCAUCUGCUAAUAAUAUCAUGGAGUUUAAAGAGUGGGUGGAAUGCAGUAAAGCAUGA
Molecule: messenger RNA, 4691 nt
Organism: Haplochromis burtoni (Burton's mouthbrooder)
Lineage: Eukaryota; Metazoa; Chordata; Actinopteri; Cichliformes; Cichlidae
Exons: 2
Coding region: 177-4691 (1504 amino acids)
Molecular function (GO): GTP binding
Source: RefSeq, a predicted model, not a curated record